This is a messenger RNA of Cyprinodon variegatus (sheepshead minnow), 3069 nucleotides long. It is a transcript of the gene trim25l, whose product is annotated as E3 ubiquitin/ISG15 ligase TRIM25-like. The record is from RefSeq and is a predicted model, not a curated record. NCBI's taxonomy places the organism in Eukaryota, Metazoa, Chordata, Actinopteri, Cyprinodontiformes, Cyprinodontidae. The coding region runs from base 137 to 2437 and encodes 766 amino acids. Gene Ontology annotation, molecular function: protein binding; zinc ion binding. The transcript is spliced from 13 exons.
GAACCCACACACCACACAACCUCCCUUUAUAUCUGGAUUGCUCUCUUUUACGCUGUCCUCUGGGAUCUUGGAGAAACUCAGCUAAACAUCCCUGAUCUUCACUCUUCUGCCUCCGGUCGUGUUUGGCUGCAUCACAAUGAGUACCAAGCUGUGGACAGAGGAGCAGUUUAACUGCCCUGUGUGUCUGGAUCUUCCAAAUGAUCCGGUCACCAUACCCUGUGGACACAGCUACUGCAUGGCCUGCAUCAAGGACUUUUGGACAAAGGAUGACCCCAAAGGGAUCUACAGCUGCCCCCAGUGCCGCCAGACCUUCUGCCCAAAGCCCUCCCUGUCCAGGAACACCAUGCUUGCCGAGGCUGUGGAGCAGCUCCGCAAAGGAGCCCCUAAAUCAGAGGGUGCUGGGUUCUCCUCUGGACCCAAACCAGCAAUACCCCAUGGAAUAGCUCUGUGUGACAUGUGCAAAGGGGAGCAGCGUGCCGCCCUGAAGAGCUGCCUGGUCUGUAUGAGCUCCUUCUGCGAUACCCACUUGAAGCCCCACCAGACCAAGAAGUCCCUCAAAAAGCAUGAGCUCAUCCCGCCGACCAGCAACCUGGCGGAGAAGAUCUGCGCCCAGCACAAGUACCUACAGGAGUUCUACUGUCGCCAGUGCAAGAUGUUUGUCUGCUGGCUGUGCACCAGCAACCUACACAAAGAACACGAGUGUGUGUCCACCAAGGCUGAACGAAUCGAGAGACAGAAAGUCCUGUUAGAGAUCCAAACAAAGAACCAGCAGAGGCUGAAAGUCCGGGAGCAGGAGCUGAAAGACAUGAAGAAGAUGAUGGAGGCGGUGAAGCGUUCUGCAGACAAGGUCCACGACGAGACAGAGAGCGUUCUGAGGGAGCUGCAGCGCUCUGUGGAACGUCUGCAGGAGCUGCUGGAGGAGGUGCUGGACCAGGCCAGCCUGGAGAAGCUGAGCAAGGCCCAGGAGGUCGUCGAGCGUCUGGAGGGUGAGAUUAAGGAGAGAAAGAGGAGGGACGGAGAGAUGAAGGAGCUGGGGAGCUGCGAAGAUAACAUCUACUACCUGCAGACGUGCGAUUCGAUGAGCGCUCCCCUUGAAUGUGGCGACCUGGAGGAUGUGAGCGUAAAUUUGACUGCCACCUUUGAUCCUGUUGGAGGCGCGAUCCUGGCCCUCAGGAACCAGGUGGAGGAUCUGUGCAAUAUGGAGCUGGGGAAGAUCGCCAACCAAGUCAAUAGCACCCAACUUUAUACUCUGAGGAACUGUAAGUAUAAAAAAAGUCUAUUAACGUGCUUUCCAUGUCCAACAGGCCCUGCAGCCCUCGAUGUGAGGAGCAGGGACACACCCCGAGACAGAGGAAAUACAAGCUCUCCCGGACAGGGGAACAGACGGAGAAGAGAGGAGAGAGAGACUGAGCGAGAGGCCCAGCCCAGUCCCAGCAGGGCUCGGUCUCUGUGGAGCAGGUCCAGUCAGAUGUCAGUCGCCUCAGCUGCAGCUCCGACUUCAAUCCCAGCUGCUCAGGUUCCUGUACCGGUUCCUGCACCCGUUCCAGCUCCAGUUCCAGCUCCAGCUCCAGCAUCCAGCAAUGCUUUCAGUCGGAUGGCGUCCAUCAAUGCGUCCAUCAACAGCAUAUUUCGUUCACGCCGGCGAGGCACCAACCAGGCCACCCCGGUUAAUAAUGCAGGAGGGAACCCAUGGGCGAUGGACACUGUGUCUGAAACACCAACAGAGAUUAACCCAGGUCUGUUCUUGGACACCCCUCUGCCGGACGCCAUGACUCAAGCUCCAGCUUUCCCUGCCUUGAGAGAAAUCAACCUUGACAGCAUUCAGGCACCAGAACCCAGAACCAGGGAGGAGUUCCUUCAGUUUUCUGUGAGCCUGACCCUUGACCCCAACACGGCUCACAAGCGGUUGGUUCUCUCUGAAAGCAACACUAAGGCAACCUUGCAAGGACCGACACAGCAAUACUCUGACAACCCGCAGCGCUUCGACGGCUGGACCCAAGUGAUGUGCCAGAGCCCGCUGAACUCCCAGCGCUCCUACUGGGAGGUGGAGUGGAGGGGCAGGGGCUCCUCUAUGGGGGUGGCCUACGGGGCACUGAGCAGGAAGGGCACCGACGCCCGCUCCGGCCUCGGUUACAACGCCCAGUCGUGGACCCUGGAGCUGUCAGACACCUGCUGCUUGGCCAUGCACGACAACGAGAAGAGGGACAUUCCGGUUACCUACUCGCCCCGUCUGGGCAUCUACGUGGAUCUCUCUACGGGAAUGCUGUCCUUCUACAGCGUGGCGGACAACAUGACGCACCUCCACAGCUUCAGGGCCAACUUCACCCAGCCGCUUUAUCCCACCUUUGGAGUAGGGAGCGGGGUCGGGGUUGGUCUGGACUUCGCCCUUGGACAGUUUUCGGCUAGCUCCGACAGCAUUAAGAUCUGUCCUCUAUGAGGUUGCAGUGCAACAGCUCCUUGAUGAGGACAUUUAAACUGGGAGGUAAAUUAUCCAGUGUGGUUCCAUGAUUUCUUUCUGGACUCGAAUGCACCCACGACUUCCCCCUAAAUAACAGCCAGAAAUCUUUAUGUAUUUUAUUGAUUUUUUUCUGUGACAAAUCAAUUGAAACUGGUGCAUAAUUGCAAAGUGGAAAUACUUUUUAAACAUGUUUGGGGGAUAUUAAUUAUCUGCUUUGCAUUUUUACAGAACAGUAAUGUUACUCAUUCUUCUUUGCAAAACUUUUCUAGCUCAGAUUGGAUAUAAGGACAAACCUGGCAACAAAUUUUCAACUGGACUGACUUUUGUACUUUGACUAGACCAUUCCAAUACAUGAAUAUACUUUGAUCCAAACCUGCAGGAAAGUUGAACUCUGCCCUAGUCUGAAAUCUUUUGCUGUUAAGAUGCAUCUGUUCUUCCCCGGGAAGUGUCCCAAAAUUCCCGCAGCAUGUUGGGGCCACCUCCGUGUUCCAUGUCAGGAAUGUUGUUUUAAAACUUUUCUUACUUUGCAGUAACUUACAGGAUUUCACCAUAUUUAGCUCCUCCCACCUGCCUGCAAAUCGCGUGACAUUGCCACCUAAAUUAUCAUGUUC